Molecule: messenger RNA, 1020 nt
Organism: Colletotrichum godetiae
Lineage: Eukaryota; Fungi; Ascomycota; Sordariomycetes; Glomerellales; Glomerellaceae
Exons: 1
Coding region: 1-1020 (339 amino acids)
Source: RefSeq, a predicted model, not a curated record
AUGCCCUUAUUACUGUACGGCGAGGGUGAAAUGGCGUUCAUUCGUCUUCAAAAAGAGAUCAUGAGGCGGACAGAUGACCAGUCAAUAUUUGCUUGGUUGUUACCUGGACCUUCAGACAGACUUUCUCGAAGCACUGGUUUCCUCGCCAAGUCACCAUCCUAUUUCGAUCAGUCUAACGGCGUCACCAGAAUUGAUGCCGACCAUCGCGUGGCACCGUAUUCGUUCACCAACAAAGGCAUCCAGAUCGAGAUGCCAAUACUCGACCCGAGCAGCUCAAAACAUGGCUUCUCAUUUAUUCCCGGAGAUAAUAGUGAGAAGAUUGGUUCGGCCGCGGGAAUCUCUUUUACGUUCUCCCCAACAAGCACGAUAGCGAUACUCAACUGUCGCAGAGCGGGUCGUCAUAUCGGUCUCUAUCUGGAGAGAACGAGCGAUCUCGAACCAUUCUACAGGUGCAGUCACAAGCUAGGCUUUGUCUCUGUCCCAGAUGAUUGGGUUAAAGAGGCGAAACUUGAGACUAUUCUUGUCAGGGCUGAAGAUCCGGGAGACAUGGAGUCGCUUUGUGGUAAGGAUUCCGAUGCGCAGCACAUUGUCGUGGAGUUUCCACAGGAACAGAAUCAUGGGUACGACACUGUCAAGGCAUUUCCAGCGGACAGAUGGGUUAGCAGUGGCCCGUGGAGCCACUCAAUCAUGCUCUCUUACGACAUUGAGACGAGUGGUAAGGAUGAAGUCCCUUAUCUACACGUCCAAAACGAAGUAGCUGAGACCGGCUUCUGUCUAGUCUUCAAAUUCAAAGCUCCAGGUCCACAUAAUGCGUGUCUUCUGAUGGACAUGGCUGCUGGCGAAAUCCCGACUAUCCCACAGUCGUCGUCUUUCGUCGUUGCUGGUCUUCCAGCGGAGAGUCGCCUGAAAGGGACAGGGAAAUGGGAGAAGGUCACGGCCGAGCUGACCACUUCACGGUUUGCUAAGGUUUGGAAGAUAGCGAUGGAGAAAAUUCGGGACACUUCAGAUGCACGGGUAUGA